Molecule: messenger RNA, 576 nt
Organism: Auxenochlorella protothecoides
Lineage: Eukaryota; Viridiplantae; Chlorophyta; Trebouxiophyceae; Chlorellales; Chlorellaceae
Product: Bis(5'-adenosyl)-triphosphatase
Exons: 3
Coding region: 1-576 (191 amino acids)
Molecular function (GO): catalytic activity
Source: RefSeq, a predicted model, not a curated record
AUGCCUUUGCUUAUUGGUAACUGGUGGGUGCUCCUCCAAUCUGGACGCCAUGCCUCCUCACCCACCGACCACAUGCAGGACCACAAGUUUGGACCCUGGACAGUGCACGCAAGCGAGGUCUUCGCCACCUCUAGCCUCUCCUUUGCCUUUGUGAACUUGAAGCCGAUUGUGCGGGGGCACGUACUCAUCUCGCCACGGCGUGUGGUCAACAGAUUCACGGAGCUCACCUCCGACGAAGUGGCCGACAUCUGGCACCUCGCCCAGAAGGUCAGCAGCCGGCUGGAAGCCCACCUGGGUGCGAGCUCCCUGACCCUUACCAUCCAGGACGGUCCCCAGGCAGGACAGACCGUGCCACACGUCCACAUCCACAUCCUCCCCAGGCGGGCUGGGGACUUUGAGAAGAACGACGAGAUCUACGACGUCAUCGAAGCCGCCUCCAAGGAGUUUGUGCGCGAGAAGCAGGGGGAGGCUGCUCCCCAGAACUCCAGCCAGAAGGUGGACGCAGACGCGGAGAGGAAGUCUCGCACCCCGCAAGAAAUGGCGGCGGAGGCUGCUGAGCUGCGGACCCUGUUCUGA